UCCAGGAAGCCUCAUCCUCAUCCUCAUCACCAUCCUCAUCCUCACCCUCAUCCUCAUUCUCAUCACCAUCCUCAUCACCAUCCUCAUCACCAUCCUCAUCCUCACCCUCACCCUCAUCCUCAUCACCAUCCUCACCCUCACCCUCAUCCUCAUCACCAUCCUCAUCCUCAUCACCAUCAUCAUCCUCAUCACCAUCCUCAUCCUCACCACCAUCCUCAUCCUCACCACCAUCCUCAUCCUCACCCUCAUCCUCAUUCUCAUCACCAUCCUCAUCACCAUCCUCAUCACCAUCCUCAUCCUCACCCUCACCCUCAUCCUCAUCACCAUCCUCAUCCUCAUCACCAUCAUCAUCCUCAUCACCAUCCUCAUCCUCAUCACCAUCAUCAUCACUAUCCUCAUCCUCACCCUCAUCCUCAUCACCAUCCUCAUCCUCACCCUCACCCUCACCCUCAUCCUCAUCACUAUCACCCUCACCCGCAUCACCAUCCUCACCAUCACCAUCACCAUCCUCAUCAUCACUAUCACAAUCACCCUCACCAUCCUCAUCCCCACCCUCAUCCUCAUCCUCAUCACCAUCACCCUCACCAUCCCAUCCUCAUCCUCAUCCUCAUCACCCUCACCCGCAUCCUCAGCCUCAUCGUCCUCAUCACCAUCAUCUUCACCAUCCUCAUCCUCAUCACCCUCACCCGCAUCCUCAUCACCAUCACCAUCACCCUCACCAGCAUCCUCAUCCUCAUCGUCCUCAUCACCAUCAUCUUCAGCAGCAGCCAGUCAAAAACUCACCACUGCAGCGUCCUAACAAAUGA
Plectropomus leopardus (leopard coralgrouper) is the source of this 806-nucleotide messenger RNA. The record is from RefSeq and is a predicted model, not a curated record. Lineage: Eukaryota; Metazoa; Chordata; Actinopteri; Perciformes; Serranidae.